CAGAACUUGGCAUUACAUCAAUGGCACAAAUGGUUUGGCAUAAAAAAAAUGAAAUUCCCGAGAUAUCAGAUCAACAAUUUGUUCAAUACUAUCUUUCCAACAAAGAAUUCGAUAAUUAUCCUGAGAUUAAGAAAGAAAUAAUUGAAUUAUUUCGUAAAGAAUAUAUUACAUGGAGAGAAAUGUUCUUACUUUCGGUAGAAAAUAAUCUAAAAACGCAUAAAAUUAAGCAAAAUUAUUUUGGAAAAAUUCGCAACAAAAUUAAAGAAAAAUAUAAUAUAUUGAGAAAGGAAGAGUUUAAAUUAACAUUUGACUUUGUCAAGAGAUCACCUCCUCUUAUUCACAUUACUAUAUUUGAAACACAACUUGGUGAAGAUGAUUUUCAAAAUAUUAUUGAAGAUCCAAAUCAUGUUCCUACUCUAGACUUGCAACAAAGCAUUGCAACUAAUGAGAACUAUUAUUAUGGGCAAAAGCUUUUUUUCGAUCCAGAUAAAUAUACUUUUAU
This is a messenger RNA of Dentiscutata heterogama, 502 nucleotides long. The record is from the annotation of a GenBank genome assembly. Lineage: Eukaryota; Fungi; Glomeromycota; Glomeromycetes; Diversisporales; Gigasporaceae.